Pungitius pungitius (ninespine stickleback) is the source of this 2963-nucleotide messenger RNA. It is a transcript of the gene bspry, whose product is annotated as B-box and SPRY domain containing. The transcript has 7 exons. Gene Ontology annotation, biological process: protein ubiquitination. Gene Ontology annotation, molecular function: protein binding; ubiquitin protein ligase activity. The record is from RefSeq and is a predicted model, not a curated record. NCBI's taxonomy places the organism in Eukaryota, Metazoa, Chordata, Actinopteri, Perciformes, Gasterosteidae. Bases 203 to 1564 code for a protein of 453 amino acids. Gene Ontology annotation, cellular component: cytoplasm.
CGUUCGCAACUGCAAAGGAAAAUACAACGUCAGGAAAUAGUCCAAAGAAGGUCUUUAGUUUUCAGAAAAAAGGUCCGACCUCCGCUGCCCGCCUUACUUCCGUGUUCCGCUCACCUGUUACACCUGUAUCGCUCGCGCUGUGUAGGCCGCGGCACGCGCGACUCCUGCUCCACCGGUGCACCUGUCGCGUCACUGCGCCACGAUGACCGAGGAGCUCACACCGUGCGACCUGACGUGCCCGUCUUCCCCGGUUCCGAGCGCCUCGGGGACCAAGGGGACGGAGUUCGAUCAGCCCAUUUUCUCCGUGCUGAGCGGCGGGGGGGAGCGGGAGGAGAACCAGGAGGCGGAGACCCCGCCGGCCGCGACCACCGCCGACGCCGAGUCCGGAAUCUUCUCCGGUGAAUUCGAGGUGUGCGUGGAGCACGAAGCUGAGCUCGACUGGUUCUGCGGCACCGAGCGGAAACUCAUCUGCUCUCAUUGCGCCAUCGUGGGCCCCUGCCACGGACACACGGUGACCCCUCUGGCCACCAGAGUAACCGCAGUGAGGAACCGACUGGUGGAUGUGUGUGAGAAAAUGCAGCUGCAGGCACUGAGGAUUGAGAGAUUUAUUGAGCAAACGUUGACAGACAAAGAGCGAAAACUUCAGUUGGCGGCGACCAGGGCGAGGGAGCAGGUCUUGGCUCAGGUCAGCGCGGUGCGCGAAGCCCUGGAGGAGGAGGAGCAGCGUCUCCUGGAGGAGGUGCAGAGGGAGGAGGAGCGAGUGGAGCAGUGCCUCCUCACCCAGAGGGUCCACUGGCGCCAGGCCUUGGCGACUCUGACGCAAACGCGCUCGGGCCUGGUGCACACGCUGACGCACACGUCGGACGCCCAGCUGGUGACUGGUGUCCAGGAGAUAGCCGACAGGGUGGAGGAAGCCGACGGCGUCGGGGAGCCGUGUGACACGGAGCAGCUCAGCCUGAGCAGAGGCUGCGGUGACAGCAAGCUGCUGAGGGGUCUGUGGGCCAGCGCCGUGCUGCUGGGGCCCAACGCUUACGGGUCGUCUUCUCUGAGGUUCGAUGAGCGCACGGUGAGCCCUCUGCUGUCCCUCUCCGACGACCUUUACACUUUGACCUUCUCCCCCAAAAAAGCUCGCCAACUGCCGCAGUACGACCCGGCGCGCUUCGACCGCUGGCCCAACGCCCUCGGCUCGCUGUCGGUGUCCUCCGGCACCCACAGCUGGGUGGUGGACGUGGGCCAGAGCGGCGCCUUCAAGGUCGGGGUCUGCUACAGCUCCCUGGAGCGCAAAGGCUCCGGGGACGAGGCCCGACUGGGCCAAAACGAACGGUCCUGGGUGCUGUCUCACUACGACGGGGACUACUCCUUCUGGCACGCCGGGAAGAAGGAGCCCCUGCAGGUGGCCAGGAAACCCCAGAGGAUCGGCCUGCUGCUGGACUGGCCCAGUCAGACGCUGUUGUUUUACGAGGUCGACUCCAGCGCCGUGAUCCACUCCGUCACGCAUCACUUCAGCGCCCCGCUGCUGCCGGCGUUCGCCGUGACGGACCGCAGCAUCACCAUCCUGCAUUGACCCCGACGCACAAAAACUACACCACCGUGAACAUGUGAAGAAAUGCCUUUGAUCAGCAGCCAAAGAUCCUCCACCUGGCUAUUCAGUUAUGAAAGGUGUACAUUUCUAUUUAUUUUAUUACUAGCUGUUUAUUUUUCUUUUACAGUUUUAAUGAUUCAAUAGAUUUUUAUUUAGAGCUGAUGAGACAAUUGUACCGUACUUGUUGAUUAUGUUAUACAGGAGUGCUGUAACAGCUUUUUGCUUGAAUGACAAUGGUGUUCUUCAAAUCCCAUUAAUAGAAUCAGUUUGAUCGUUGUAAUGGAAAAACAUUAAUAAUACUGGUUGAUCCAGGGAUGUUUAGAAUGUUGUGUGACAAAGAAUAUAUAUUACUAAUAAUAUAAAACAAUUACUACAGAAAUAUUAGAGAAUGUAUGAAUGUUAUAUGCUCAGCUAACCAAUUACUACAUUUUAAAUAGGAUUACACGUGGUAUGAUUUUGUGAUUUCUGUAGCAUUAUUGUACUACCAGAGCUGUCUUUUCAUGUCCCAGCAGCGUUUUGUCUGUCUGCAUUUGUGAAUGUAGUACUGUUAAGUACAUUAAGUAAUACUUUAAAAUAUCAGGUGUCCGGCAGGAUCCGGUUAAAGGAGCUCAAAAACACUUGUUACAUGUUGUGUUGAACUCUUUAGUGGAGGACCUGAGAAUAUAGUGAAAGUUCUGCAUUGGAAAUGUUUUUUUUUUCAAAUAAAGUAUGUAAGUAUAUACUGCCUCAGUAUGUACAUGUACUAAAGGUAUUAAAAGUAGCGUAAAAUGCCCUCUAUGUGACUGUUACUAUUCUAUAUCAUGUAACUAGAUAAUUAUCAUACAUUAAGCACCAAUUGACCCUCAUAGUAGGUGGAGGUAGAACUCAUGGUUAAUUAUUUUGAAUUAUAUUAUAUAUUAUAUUACCAAACCAUUAAGAUUUAAUUGUUCUACUGCUUAUAUCGAGCUACAUGACGAGAAAUGAUCAUAUUUAUUUAGCUUUUGUUUAUUAUGUUGAAGGCCAACGUUUUUAAUACUUUGAAGAUUGCAUUGAACAAAAGCCUCUUUAUUCUUUUGCUUUCGUAACUAAUUGAUACAUUAAAAAAACUCACUGGCUGAACCCCAAUCCGAGAAGAAUCAACUCACUCACCAAGUUAAGUGAUGCAUGUUUAUUUGGGAUAUUAUUGAAGCGCGGUGAAAUCAAGUCAGUUGCCAUGGGCAUCUAUUGAGGCCAGCCACAUGACCCAAAGCCAUGGCAAAUUGUUGUUAUGGUUUUAUCUUGUGAUUAAAUUCUGCAUUUGGUUGUAAAAAAUCAGAAAUGAAAUGGCAUCAUAUCUUCCCAGUGCUUGUCUGUCCAAACCUCAAAUGUAUGAAUACAUUUUUUAUUUAUUUAAACUAGCAUA